Molecule: messenger RNA, 740 nt
Organism: Rubroshorea leprosula
Lineage: Eukaryota; Viridiplantae; Streptophyta; Magnoliopsida; Malvales; Dipterocarpaceae
Source: the annotation of a GenBank genome assembly
ACAGUACGGAUUCUAAAAUUUAUGCCAAACUGUAAGGAAAAAAAAAAAAAAGACCACCAUGGAUGACGAAUCUAAAUUACCACGAUUCAGGGCGCCAGAGAAAGAAGAAUGAGAUUUCGAAGAGACGAAGAAUCGGAGAAGUGGAUGUGUUGGUUGUAGGAGUUCGAAGGCUGCAGGGUGGAAGCGGUGGCGUCGGCGGUAAGAGAUUGUCUAUCUCCGCGUCGGUGUUCACCACGGCAGGCACAAUCAUCGACUCCGGAACUGUCAUCACCCGCCUCCCAGCCACGGCGUACUCCGCUCUCAGAACUGCUUUCCGUCAAGGAAUGUCCAAGUACCCAAUGGGGAAGCCACUAUCAAUUCUCGAUACGUGUUACGACCUUAGCAGUUACAAUUCCUUCAGCAUACCCAAAAUAAGCAUUUCCUUCAGUGGCGGGGUUGAGGUGGAGAUAGCCCUGGCCGGAAUCUUGUACGUCAACAGCCCGUCACAAGUGUGCCUGGCAUUUGCCGGAAACAAUAAUGAUUCCAAUGUGGGUAUUCUCGGAAACGUGCAACAGAAAACAUUGCAAGUGGUGUACGAUAGCGCCAAUGCAAGGGUGGGGUUCGCCACUGGCGGGUGUAGCUGAGGAGAUUACAACGAACGAAGAGAAUCUUCGAGUUGCUGCUCUUGAAUCUUGAUAAUUGUAACAAGAGAUUGCUUUGGAUUAAAGUUUGAUGUAUUUGAAUAAGAACUGCUUGGUUGC